Molecule: messenger RNA, 5246 nt
Organism: Pieris brassicae (large cabbage white)
Lineage: Eukaryota; Metazoa; Arthropoda; Insecta; Lepidoptera; Pieridae
Product: adhesion G protein-coupled receptor A2-like
Exons: 7
Coding region: 3484-4314 (276 amino acids)
Biological process (GO): cell surface receptor signaling pathway; G protein-coupled receptor signaling pathway
Cellular component (GO): plasma membrane
Molecular function (GO): G protein-coupled receptor activity
Source: RefSeq, a predicted model, not a curated record
CCAAAAGUUGUGUGUGUUUGUAUUGUUGUUUAUUUUUCAAUAAUUACAUCGAACAUUGUAAUUUCUAAAAACACUUAAUUCUUCUGACAAGCACCCUACAAUAAUAUUUUUUUCACAAUUACGUUGUUAUUGUUAUUUAACAUUUCGUAAUUAGCUUUGUCUAAAUGUGCCAGUAAAGUUUUCAAGAACUUAUGAGGGCUGAAGAUGUGAUAAUUAAAUGAAUUUGGCUUUCUGCCAUUCUCUGGUUUUAUGUUUAAGAGCAAAAUGAUUUGGUUAUCAUUUAUUGUGUGGUUUGUAGUAGUAGGAAAGUCGAUAGAAUUUUGUCCAUCAUUAUGUUCAUGCAAAGGUACCAAAUUGGGUGAUGGUGAACCUUAACCUGAAGAGCCCUGAAAGCUAAGAUGUGGACGGAGUCCCACACAAAUAACUGAACCGAAAGAAAUAGAUCUUAGUAAACUAUUGGCAAAUUGUUAUUGUUAACUAUUGUAAGCUUGUAGUUAAAUUUUAAAAUUAUUUAAUUUGUAAAUAAAACAUGUUAUAGUAAAGGUAUUCCCAGUUAUAAAGUCAUGAUGAAACUAUUUUUUACAACUUCUUUUUUUAAGUAAGAAUCAAGUUAAUUUGAUAGAAUCUGAAACAUUUUAGAACAUGACAUCAAUACAACUGGAUUUAUCACACAAUCUAAUAAGCAAUGUCUAUAAAGAAAUGUUUAAGGGUCUUAUUAAUUUGGGAAGAUUGUGUUUAUGAAAUUAUUUCUCUACCAAUGAAAAUGACUUGGUUUAUGUUUGUAAUAUGAUAUAUCAAUUUAUUUUUCCUUUAUAUUUUAAGAAAAGUUAUGAAAUAGAUUGCUAUUUUUUACCAAUUAAAUGUUGGGUUAACAAACACAAAAGUAGACUAAUCUAAACUAAAAAGUAGGCAUUGUAAAGAAUAAUACAAAAUAAUUUUAUUCCAGUGACAUAAUAGAAAAUCCAUUGACCUAUGAUUGUAACCUUUAUGGUUUGGUGACUGUUUAAGGAAUACAAGUGCCAGGCCAGCGGGUGGCCAUAAAUGUGCAUUUUCAGAAAAUAUGGCUGACAAGUCAGUAAAAAAACUGAAAAUCUUUCUCGAUCUUUCUGCCAGCUCGACCAGCAAACAAUCAUGUAAUGCACCAUUUGCAUGUUAUUUAAUAAUAUCUAAAGAUUAACACAAGAGAUAUAGAGAGAAUAUCUUCAAAUACAGACAUGACACACAGUUAACAGUGUAAAUAAAUUACACUAAAGUAUUUUGUUUUAAUUAUUUGUAUUAAUUUAAAAGGUUCAGCAUUAAUGGAAGUGAUAGAAGCGGCUAUGAAUAUAUCAACUUCAGUGAUGUCCCAAGAGGAAGUUACACAUGGUGCCUGCACUGACAUUGUGAGAGCUGCUGAAGAAAUAUCCACACAUACAGACAAUGUUCAAGGACACAAGAAAAAGCUGGCGGUGGAGCAUUUUCGCUUUCGUGAAGGUUUAAGUAGAGUGACGUGUGUGUGGUACAGCAGGAUGACGGACAGGAGGCUUCACUGCUCCACAACUAACAGGACUGUGGCGCCAUUACUCACCGUCACAUAUACACCUAUACACGCUAGUGUGCAGAUCCCUGCUGUACAGCACGACAGACGCGGGUGUACUUUUGCAAACUCAACCACAAGAACUAGUUGUUUCUUUCUACGAGAAUGAUUUCAUUCCCGCCUAGGGAAUGCAAUCCCGAUCCCGCGGAAUAGUUAUCGCGGGAGCCAGAUAGCUUAUCACUACCUUCGUCGUCAUCAGCGUCUACUAUAGUAAUUGUCGAUGUUGAGACUCAAUUUACAUCAGAAGGUCGUGAAAAUUACUAAACACCACAGAAGAAAAAGAAAAUCAGUGAUUAUUUUCCAUCGAAUGCUAACAUAAAUAAAGAGUUAAUGAUUACCAGAAUCAUAGCCGAAGAUGGUUUGCCAUUCAGAGUAUAUUGUACUUCCGAAGACAUAGUCUUUUUGUUGCGAAAGGUAACAAUUUCAAAUUGCCUUCUUCACGAAAUACAAUCAAACAAAUUGUAAUGAAUUAUGGAACGAUGCUCAAAAUGAAAGUGAAGGAAGUUCUUUUGAAGUUGAAGAAUGAAGACUAUAGGUUUAGAGUCAUGUUAGAUGAAUGGACAUCUGGAAUGAAUUGGCGCUUUUUUAAUGUUAAUGAACACACAAUUAUUAACAGUCAGCCUACUUAAUACAAUAUUGAACUAGCGCGCAUUUUUUGAAGUAUCUCAUCGGAGUAUUGUGUUCAGCUGAUAACGACAUAGUCGGUAUAACGACCGAUGGAGCCAGCGUCAUGAAGAAAGUUGGUCGCUUAAUUGAACCAUUACAACAGCUUUGCUACGCCCACGGUGUACAAUUAGGUAUAACGGACGUCAUUUAUAAAAAGAAUGUAGAAUCUAAUGAAGAGGAAGAAUUUGAAGACCCUGAACUAAACACAAAUCGCAGCGCGGAGGAGGCAGAAGUCUUGUACGACAAUCCGGAUAAUUAUGAUGAUAGUAGAUCUGAUUAUAUCGAAACUAAGAAAAUGCGUUAAACUUUUUAGGAAUUCUCCUACCAAGAAUGAUAUGCUUCAGAAUUAUAUUCAGCAAGAGUUUAGCAAAACAAUUCAGCUGGUUAUUGACUGCAAGACACGUUGGUCGAGCCUUGGCAACAUGAUAAGUUCAUACAAUACAAUAAAGCAGUGUGUAGCAAUAACCCUAGUUGACCUCUCACUUAGUUCCAAUUCAGACUAUUUUUUCACGUAUGAAGAUUCACGUUGAGAUCGUGAUCAAGAUAAUGUCUUUAUAGAUUUGGAAAAUACACUUCAGCCAGUGAAAUUGGCUAUUGAGGUACUAUGCCGUCGAGAUACUGAUUUAGUUACUGCAGAACAUACGUUGCGGUUCAUUAUUCGAAAGCUAGAAGACCUAUAAAACUCAUCUCUCUCUCACUCCAAUAUUUAAAACAUCCCAAUUGCCACGCAAAUAUCUCAUAAGGAAAGAAAUUAAAAUAUAAUCACACGAUUAUAUCGUAAGGAACCAAACCAAGAAGAGAUUAAUACGACAGUCAAACGAAGACUUGUCACUUUCUAUGAUUGCAGAGGAAUUGAAUUUAAGUGCUACUGCUACACAAACACUUCAAGAAGAAUUAGAAGAAACUCACCGAGUGUAUAAAACACGUCCUUUUACACGUGUUUCCACAAGGUUAGAUAAAUUAGAGUCAGUAAUAAAAAAAAGAAAUGGAUUUAUUUGAGUGUGGAGGAACAAGGGGAAGAUUUUUGCAGUUUGCAUAUAAUUGCUUAGUCACGCUGUUGCCCACAAGUGUUGAGUCGGAGAGGGCAUUCUCAGCAGCUGGAUACAUUGCAACGGACAUUAGAUGCCGACGAGACCCCGAAAAUUUCGGGGUCCCGCAGGAUUGAUAUUUCUACUCGCGCGGGAUCUCGAAUUCACGAUCUCAAGUCGGGAUUGCAUUCCUUAUUCCCGCUACUUCCAAGUAUGGACGAAUGUAGCAUCAGGGGUCACCGGUCAAAGGACUAUUAUGGACGGAGUACUAAACGUGAUGAUAUGAAUAUGGAAAUAACAUCGCCGGUGGUUGGAUUUCAAUUGGAUAAGGUGUCUAUCCGGGGCGAGCUUCUAGAGCACAUAAUAAUAACUGUACGUCUAUUGUGUGGUGGCGGCGUUGAAGCUCGUGCUGCUGUAUGGGAACACGCCACGAGGCGAUGGACUGAUAAUACUACCGGUAAUGAACACCUGGAUUGCGAUCGGGUUGCUAUAUUUCUUGUACACUUUAGGCAUCUACCAGACGGAGGACGUCAUGCUUUGCCAGAUUCUGGGCGUUUUGAUCCAUUAUCUAUCUCUAUGCUACCUUCUAUGUCGGCCAGUAACAUGUACAAAUGGGUCAUGAAAACCCACGGCCUGGUCAGGACUCCGGAAGACGAAAUACCGCCGGAUAUACCAGUGCAAAAGCCGAUUUUAGGCCUGUAUUUAGUCGGGUGGGGCAUAGCGCUGAUCGUAUGUGGAAUAUCUGGGGCAGUCAAUAUGAAAGAUUAUGCUGGAUAUUCUCAAUGUUUCUUGAGCACCGCUCCGGCGCUGAGCGCUUUAUUCAUACCGGGGGUGAUUUUACUCAUGAUUUUGUCCAUUCUAUUUCUCCUUAUACGAUGCACUAUAAGGAACACGAAUGUUCAGUUGUCGGAAGGCACUCAGGCCACAGAGAAUGUCGAUUUAGAAAUGUGGUAUCCAAAUCAGGCGAACGAGGCGGACAGUCGAAGUAUCAAAUCGGGCGUCGAUUCCGUGACAGAAGAUGUGGAACAUACACCCAUAAUAUAGUUACGAGCUCAAGUUAUUGUGUUGUGCCCAUACAUUGCAGUAUGGGGCGUGUGGCGUGUGGCGGAGUUACUGUCUAUAGGCCGUUGCCAGCAUAUUUACCUUACCAGGAGGACAUUAUCCUUUACGCUGUUUGCGCGACCAUUUUAGGAACGUUUAUUAUUUUCUUCGCUCGCAGUAAAGUCAGAGCGCAGUGGUCGCUAAUGCAUUGCUACGUGCAGUCGAGUAAAUAGUGCUACAGGAAUAGAAGCGUCUUUGAUGCAAAUCAGACAAAUAUAUCUGCGAAUCCCAACAAUGCUUAGGUUACCCAAAUAUCAGACGAUAAUAGAUCCAGCAGCAGAAGCUCUUACAGAACAAACUCCAAAACAAACAAACAGUGGCACCUUCAAGGCUGGCGCAGAACUCAAUGGACAAACUUUACAAAAGGAUGCUUCUAAAAAUUAUAACGGAAAAUCCCCGAAUAUAAAUCUUGUUGUCUUACACAGACAGCAGAACAGAUCUAACCAUUCAAUGAUGACGUAUCCAGAUAGUAGCAACUUCAUCCCUGAGAUGUGUUGUAACCCGAAUCAGAAAAAUGUCACAAAGUUCUUCAAGAAACAAAGUACGUGGCCCGACUACUCAGUUUAAAAUGCGGUCGUAUUAACAUUGUGUAUGGAAAAGUCGGCGUUCUGUGAGCGUAUUAGGAACUAAAACACGGAAGCUUCUAGCGUUUGUAAAGUAAACUAUGUACAACAACGCUGUGUUGCCACACCACCUUACAUCGUAUGAAUAAAUGACUAUACUUAUGGGAAAGAUUUUGAAAUGCGAGUAGACGAAUACGAUCGCUUUUAUAGUAUAAUUCGAAACGUUUGUAGAAAACCUAGUUAGGCUGAAUUAAGCCUUUUUCAAACAGCGUUGACGGAUUUAACUGCAGCUUUUUGUGGGCAUAUUGCAUA